Molecule: messenger RNA, 507 nt
Organism: Trichomonas vaginalis G3
Lineage: Eukaryota; Parabasalia; Trichomonadida; Trichomonadidae
Product: RNA polymerase II transcription regulator recruiting protein
Exons: 1
Coding region: 1-507 (168 amino acids)
Source: RefSeq, a predicted model, not a curated record
AUGUUACCAGUUGGAAAGCCACAUCCAAAGGAUAAAUUUACUCCAUCAGAGGAUCAGAAGUUGCGAAUGCUUGUUAGUGUUUUAGGUCCAAGUAACUGGAAGAAAGUCAGUGAGUACAUGGUUAGUCGAAACGCACGUCAGUGUCGUGACAGAUAUAAGAACUACUUGAGUCCAAACUUGAACAGCAGUCCAUGGAGUCAAGAAGACGAUGCUAAACUUCUUCAACUUGUUGACUUCUAUGGUCGCAAGUGGUCACUUAUUGCCAAAGAGUUCAAUGGCCGCACAGAUAUCAACAUCAAGAGUCGCUAUGCUCUUCUCAUGCGUCAAGAAGAAAGAGAUAAACAGAAGAAGAUGAACUUCCCUGAUAACGAACAAGAUAUAUUAAAACUUGCUGAAAAAUCAUCACAAAUACAAGAAAAUCAUGAAUUUAAUCAAGUCCCUGAAUUUGAUAUAAAUACAGAUUUAUUUGAUUUUGGAGAUCUUCAAAUGUAUGACUUGGAUUUCUGA